UGUUUACUGAGGACUUUUAUUUUGAAAUAAAGACGUGUUUGCAGUUUAAUCAUUAAAUCUUUAGACAUGCCGCCUUCCAAUAAAUAGACCAACUUCACAUUAACCACCGAAAUUGUGUGGCAAGUCAUACAAUUAGACAGGUCUAUUCUUCCACCAGCGCUCCUCCACUGCUAAUAAAAACAAUGGCAGCAUCUCAGAAAUGUCUUGGAAAAGGAAGCCCUGCUCCUGGUCCUGUGCCAAAGGACCAUAUACGGCUCUACAGCAUGAGAUUCUGCCCUUUUGCCCAGCGGACAAGACUGGUGCUCAAUGCCAAGGGAAUCAAACAUGACAUCGUCAACAUCAAUUUGAAGAAUAAGCCUGAUUGGUUUCUGGAGAAGAAUCCUCUUGGUUUAGUGCCAACGCUGGAGACCCCGAGUGGUCAGGUGAUCUACGAGUCACCAAUCACCUGCGAGUACCUGGAUGAGGUCUAUCCUGAGAAGAAACUGCUCCCGUCUGACCCGUUUGAGAGGGCCCAACAGAAAAUGCUGCUGGAGCUAUUCUCAAAGGUAACUCCCUACUUCUAUAAGAUCCCUGUUGGCCAGUCUAAAGGAGAAGAUGUGUCUUCACUUGAAGCAGAACUUAAAGAGAAAUUCGCCCAGUUUAAUGAGACUCUUGUCAACAAGAAGACCAAGUUUUUUGGAGGAGAUUCAAUAACAAUGAUUGACUACAUGAUGUGGCCGUGGUUUGAGAGGAUGGAGAUGAUAGAUCUGAAGCACUGCUUGGAUGACACUCCUCGGCUGAAGAAGUGGACUGAACACAUGUUGGAGGAUCCCACUGUAAAAGCCACAAUGUUCAGCACAGACACCUACAAGGUGUUCUACAAGUCCUACAUGGAAGGAAAUCCCAAUUAUGAUUAUGGUUUAUAGAAUAAAAUCUUUGUUCUCUGGUAAAACACACCUGUCUGCUUUAACAUAUAUUGUUUCAGAAGGUAUGUUAAUAUCAGUCCAUCCUUUAUACUGUGAUCCUGAUUAAUAUGAAAAGAGAAUUGCAUGCCUGGUAUAUCAAUCUUUUUGUCUCUUUGUCGAUAUCAAAAUUUAUAAAUCUAAAAAUCUUAGGUUAAGAGACUUUUUUUCUUCUUUUUUUCAGAGUGAAUUAUAUGCAUUAUAUGCAAUUGUCGGUACAAUUAAAAUUAAAAAAGGAAACAAAACUUUCUGGUGUUCAGUCAAUAGAUUAAAUAUUCUGUACAUCAUAAACAUUGUUUUAAUUUUGACUAAUCCAUUUUUAGACCAGCUUCAUUCUUUGAUUGUCUGUAAGGAGAUUUUCCAGUAUAAAUGCUGUCAUUGUUAUACUGGAAUAUACAUAUAGUAUGCCAACUUCAGGCACUGUGCCCCUGCUCAAGGUUUAACGGUUUUCAUUCUCUCAGUUCGGCGGUCACACCUCUCUAGAGUUUAACUUUCAGUGUUUGCAUAAAUGGCCCUAAUAUUCCUUAUUAGGUGUUCACCACUUUUCUAGUGAGUUACCAUCAUACACUAAUUUCUCAGGAUUAUAUGUGAUCCAUUAUCUCACCAGAAGCAGGUGCCACUGAGGUUUUACAGGUAGCCUCUGACUUCCAUAGUGUGAACCCCCCCCCCCCACCCCCCCCC
This is a messenger RNA of Carassius auratus (goldfish), 1622 nucleotides long. It is a transcript of the gene gsto1, whose product is annotated as glutathione S-transferase omega 1. Gene Ontology annotation, molecular function: glutathione dehydrogenase (ascorbate) activity; glutathione transferase activity. NCBI's taxonomy places the organism in Eukaryota, Metazoa, Chordata, Actinopteri, Cypriniformes, Cyprinidae. The record is from RefSeq and is a predicted model, not a curated record. Gene Ontology annotation, biological process: glutathione metabolic process. The transcript has 7 exons. Bases 183 to 905 code for a protein of 240 amino acids. Gene Ontology annotation, cellular component: cytoplasm.